Camelina sativa (false flax) is the source of this 1666-nucleotide messenger RNA. RefSeq names its product protein NEOXANTHIN-DEFICIENT 1. The record is from RefSeq and is a predicted model, not a curated record. NCBI's taxonomy places the organism in Eukaryota, Viridiplantae, Streptophyta, Magnoliopsida, Brassicales, Brassicaceae.
AGGAAAAAAAGCUUCAAAGAAAGAGAGAAGGAGCACACAAGUUUUUUUGAUUGGACAAAGAAAGAGAACACAAAUAAAAAGCCUAUCCACAAUCCACUUCUCAUCCUUCUCCUCUUCUAGUACCAAUACCAACGAACCUUCCCCUUUUCCUCUGUCGGUUCCUCUUCUUUUUAUUUUAUACUACUAAAAGAUUUUGGAAUUUACUAAAAAGUUUUAAUUUUUAAUCUUCAUAAAAGAACGAACACCUGCUCAAUCAAAAUUCACAGUCUUCAAUCUCGCUAAAGGCGAAACCUUUCUCUACUUAUCUGAUUCGUCUCUUCAAACCCAGUUCAAGUUCUAGAGGCUUUUGUAAAACGAGGUGUAUGUAGUAAGUUUGAUUUUAGCAAGCUCCCAUGUCUGCUAAGGUUUCGUCUAGCUUGCAUCAAUCCAUGGACGUUGAUGAAAGGAGCAUUUCAUCUGGCUAUGCCAAGCCUCCUUGGAUUUUCAAAGGAAGUGCGUUGUACCAAAUUCAUCUUGUGAAGGCUGCGACAGCUCGAGCAUUCAUCCCCAAGGAGUUUCGACUAGUUGAAGCUUUUGGAUACACUCUUGGUGGGUUUUUCCUUGCUAGCUACGAUGAUAGCCCCGCUGGUGCCUUUGAUGAGCUUGUCAUAAUUGCAGGGAUUGUAUGGAACCCUCCUACAUCAUGCGCAUGGGCUGCGAGGGUGCUUGUGAACAGCGAUGAGGCUUGUCAUCAUGGACGCAAGGAAGUAGGACUCCCAAGCCAAGUUGCAAGAUUUUCAAAAAAGAUCACUGCAGUUCCAAAGCGAAAAAGGAACAGAGCUUUUGGUUUCUUGGACACAUUUGGGUUGGGAACUACUCUGGCUCAUCCUGAGGAUUUGGUGGAGGUUAAAGUUAGUGAAGUUGCUGCUGCUGCUUCUGCAGAUAUCUGUAACAUCCAAAUUAGAUCAGACGAGACCAAAGUCGGAAACUGGAUGGGACCUGCAAUCAAAAUGGCUCUCCCGAGUUUUAGUGGCAAUACAAAGUACAACUCAAACCUGCUCAAAUACUCAUGCCACCUCCACUGCAGGGUGAGGCCGGUGAGACCUGCAGUUGUAUCAGGAGCUUUGGAAGAUGAGACAGAAAUUUUGUCAGAAUGUAAACAGACAUCACAAGGGAUGCUUGAAAAUGAAAGGCGGUUAAGCAUAGCUGUGAUGCUAUCGAAACCAAUUAUAGCUCUUCAGUUCAAAUGCUUAACAAUGCAAGUAGAAGCUCCUGUUGUAAUCUACCCUUCAAAGUAAACACAACACUCAAAUUCCAAGAACAUACAACUUCCUCCUUCCUACAAGAAUUCUUCAGGAAGAGGAUGACCGCCCAGGAACGCCUUGAACAGCACAAGUGAUCUCUCAGGCUGUGAGAAUGGGACCUCGUGUGAGGCUCCUCGCACCGUUGCAAAUGACAAGACAUUCCCAUAGACUUGAGUCCACCCGCCAACCUGAAACACCAAAUGCAAUGUGUUAUUUUUUUUUCAUCGUUCUUUUUGUACUAUAAGAGAAUAUGUUGCUUCUUUACCUGUUGUCCUGCAAACCAGACUCGAUAAGGCACACUUGUACUCAGUCCCAAUUGUUUGGCCAAUCUGCUUACUAAGGUUCUACUUCCGGUCAAAGGGAUCACAGAAUCUUGAUCUCCA